Pectinophora gossypiella (pink bollworm) is the source of this 2680-nucleotide messenger RNA. RefSeq lists its product as uncharacterized. The coding region runs from base 210 to 2318 and encodes 702 amino acids. Gene Ontology annotation, molecular function: pseudouridylate synthase activity. The record is from RefSeq and is a predicted model, not a curated record. The transcript has 12 exons. Lineage: Eukaryota; Metazoa; Arthropoda; Insecta; Lepidoptera; Gelechiidae.
CCGUCCUGUUCAAAUACUAAGAGGAAAUUAAUUCACUUAUUAGCGAGACGGCCGCACUGUGCCGCCGCGCCCCAAACACAACACAAUAAGUAUAAAAAUAUAGGCCGACAAGGCGACACACACAUGUACACACAGUGUAGGUGGGUAAAUUCCAAUGUGACCACGCUGUUACAUCGAGCUACGAAUCAAAUCAACAUAAACAGGUCACCAUGGCGUAUUUUCUGAAGGCUCUGUCGGGAGCUUCUCGACUGGCCCCACGCUACACGAGAUCCCAAUGUGGCGGUCCCAUCCUGGCAUACUCAGAAGAAGUCCUCCAAGCCAAGGCAGAAGGACAACCUAUAGUCGCCCUCGAGUCCACCAUCAUCACCCAUGGAAUGCCGUACCCAGAAAACCUGGAGACAGCUGUCCAAGUCGAAAAUAUUAUUAGAGAUCGGGGUGCGGUCCCAGCAACAGUAGCGAUACUGCAAGGGCAGCUUACGAUUGGACUUACAGAACAACAGCUACAGUACUUAGCGAAGGCCAAAGGCGUAGUGAAGGCCUCCAGGAGAGAUCUGGCUCCAGUGGCAGCCGCUCGCAAGGACGGCGCCACAACAGUCGCUGGUACUCUGGUGGCUACACAGCUCGCCGACAUACCUGUGUUUGUUACCGGCGGUAUUGGCGGUGUUCAUAGAGAAGGUGAAAGCACGAUGGAUGUAUCGGCAGACUUGACUGAGCUGGGAAGAAGUAGAACAUUGGUGGUCUGCAGCGGCGUCAAGUCCAUCCUCGACAUCGGCAGAACUCUGGAGUAUUUGGAAACGCAGGGAGUGUGCGUGUGCGCUUUUGGCGAGUCCGAUGAUUUCCCGGCGUUCUACACGGCGCGGUCGGGUCAUCGUGCGCCGAACCGCGUGGCGAACGCGCAGGAAGCUGCGAGAAUACUGCAGGCGUCUCUCGACCUUCGACUUGGAUCUGGCAUCCUUAUUGCUGUACCCUUACCAAAAAAAUUUGCUAUGGAUGAGAAAGUAAUAGAGGGCGCUAUAGCGAGCGCUUUGAAGGAAGCAAACGCUCAAGGAAUUAGUGGCAAGGAAGUGACUCCUUUCAUCCUAGCAGCAGUAGCCAAGAUAACGGGUGGAGCAUCCCUUGAUUCCAACAUCGCUCUUAUAAAAAACAACGCCAGGGUCGGCGCCGACAUCGCCGUCGAGUUUAAAAAGCUGGGGAAUGCGGAACAUUCCUCUAAUAUUGGAGAUUCCACGGGCGGGCGAAUAUCGCAUGACGCAUUCCCGCCUGUGAGAAGAUUUCAUACGUCGAGUCGCGUUCAUGCUGGGGCGGAAUCUUUGGAUGAUGGAGAUCCAAUGUUCGGACCACAUAUGCGGUGCGACGCCGACGUGUUAGUGAUCGGUGGAGCCAACGUGGAUAGAACGUAUAGGGUCACAGAGGAACAGCUGCAGUUGGACGGCAGUACCCAUGCUUGCAACAUGCAGAUUUGCGCUGGCGGGGUAGGACGCAACAUGGCCGAAGCUCUGUGGAGGCUGAGAGGUGGUCGUGCACGUUUGAUCACUGCUCUUGGGGAAGAUACUGAUGGACAGUAUCUUGCUGGUAUCGCACCAGGCUUGGUGCUAGACGGGUGUGUCAUCCCCGGGAGUCGAACAGCAUCGUAUGCGGCAGUGCUGGACGCAAGCGGCGAAUGUCGUCUUGGUCUCGGCGAUAUGGCUAUACACAACCACAUAUCCGUUGAGCUUGUAGACAGGCACAAGAGUGCUUUAGAAAAAGCGGCGAUGGUAAUACUCGACGGUAACGUACCACAGACUACAAUAAACCACGUGCUAAGACUAUGUCAUCAGCUGAACAAACCAGUUUUCUUUGAACCCACUGAUCGAAGAAAAGCGAUAAAAGUACUUCAAAGUCCCCAUCGCAUCGCUUAUUCUUCGCCUAACUUAGCGGAACUCCGAGCGAUGGCCAAUUUUAUAAAGCCAAAUUUUGCAACUACAGUAGCAGCAGAGGAAAUAUUGUACCUAUCAGAAAUAGUAGUACAAGUUGUCGAAAUUCUCAUUAUUACGCUAGGUUCAAAAGGUGUCCUUAUUAUACGACGUGUAGGUAGAGACUGUAUAAGAGCAAGAAUGUACCCUGUGGACGUUACGAAAUCUGUAAUUAAUGUUUCUGGAGCAGGCGAUUGCUUUGCAUGCGGUUUCAUCAGCGGCGUCCUCUUGGGACGAAAAGAAUCUGAAUGUGUGUCUCUAGGUUUCAUGACUGCUAAACGUGCCCUGCAUUCUAAAGAUACUGUACCCUCGGACUUGGUAAUUUCUGUCAAUGUGACCGAAGCGCCUUUUGAAUUAAUUACUUAGAAAUACCUAUUAAAUCUCUUUUAGUUAGUAAAACACUAAAAUUAAAAAAAAAAGCCAUUCGGUUCGGUACAAACAUUGCGAGGCAUGUGCCUGGCAUGCUUCGAAAUAUGUUAUGUUAUAUAUUAUGUAAUAUGUUAAGACCACAAACAUUAUGGGGCAUGCGCCCCGCACACUUUGUAAGCAUAGUACCUAGCUACAUCAAAGAGAGUAUAACCAACCACUAUGUAGCACGACUGGCCACAAAAAUGAAGGUAUACGGACAAUGCGGGGCACGUGGCUCGCUGUAUCCGCCUUUAUGCGUACGACAACAGCAAUUAUCAGAAAAGUAAAAACAGUAAAAAAAACAACCUUAAUUUCCUUAU